GAGGAACAGCCAGAUGAACCUGAUGGCCCCCUUCCUGGCUCAGCCAGUGACCAAGAAAAGAAAGUAAGAGUCUCUCCAGCCAAAAUGUCAACCAAGAAUUCUACAGAUCUAGUUGAAUAUGUUGACAAGGGUCAUUCUUUUCUUCCCAUCAUUCCACACCCCGCGAGGAGUCAGCUAGAAGACAGACUGAACAACCAGGAGCGCACCAUAGCUUUCCUCCUUGAACAAGCCUUCCGCAUCAAGGAGGACAUCUCUGCUUGUCUUCAGGGGACCCACGGCUUUCGAAAAGAGGAGUCGCUUGCCAGGAAGCUACUGGAAAGCCAUAUCCAGACCAUCACCAGCAUCGUCAAAAAACUCAGCCAAAACAUUGAGAUUUUAGAAGACCAAAUAAGAGUUCGAGAUCAGGUGGCCACAGGAACUAAUUUUGCAGUUCAGGAGCUCAACACCAAGCACCUUCAAGGAGUUGGAGAUCUUCGAGGAAGAGUAGCCAGAUGUGAUUCCAGCAUUGUGAAGCUUUCUGCAGACAUUCACUUCAUCAGGCAUGAGCACCGGCAAAUUGAGAAAACAAUUCAAGAGCUCGUGUCUGCCCUGGAAACUAUUUCUAAGAACUUGGAUGUGAAGGUAAUGCAGCUCUUAGGAAGGCUAGAGACUUCCAGUUCUGAGCAAAUCUCAAAUUUCAAGAUGCUUCAGGGGGAUUAUCGCCACGAAAUGAACAUUUUGGAGUUCAAAUUUAAUUCACUUUCAAAUAAUCUGUGUGAGGAAGUUGAGAACAACAAAAAAUGGACAGAAAACCAGUUCAUCAAAUAUCAACAAGACCUCCUGGGCCAUAUCAAUCAGUGUCUGAAGCUACUCCGGGAGAAACUGGAAAAGUCUGAAAAUAAAAUGGAAGAAAAAUUACUGCGGCUUUCAAGCAAAUUAGAGAAUUUCAUUAACACACAGAAACAGGAAGCAGAACUAAACAAAGUAAAGCAUAUAGAAAAUAAACUGUCCAAAAAGAUGAACCACAUGGAAAAGCACAUCUGGGGUGAAUUAGAGAAAAUGCAGAAUGAAUAUCAAUCAGGAUUUCAAUCGAUUCAUGACUCUCUCAGCUCCCUCCAACAAAUACAGAAAACAAAGAUGGAUUUAGAGAAAUAUAAAGUACGGAAAGACCUAAAGAAAUUACAGCGUAAGAUAGGGGAACUCCAGGAAGUGUAAAACUUUCCAGCCAUCUUCUUUUUCACCGAGCAAGGGAGUGCUUUGUUGGUAAAAUUUGUGAAGAAGAAAGCUAAUAUCUCUGGGAUGUUUACUGCUUCUAAUAUCUCUGUAUUUCUUACCAACUUUUUAAGGAGACGAAUGGACCAGAAAAUCCAAUAAAGCGAAGCAGCUUUAUGAUGUCUUCAUUAACUUAUUAAUGAAAAAAUUAAGGAAUUUUUUUUACAUAGACGCCUUUUUAUAUUUUUAUUUGCCUAUAAAUAAAAAAAGAGCAAACUACAUACAGAAAUGAGUCAAGUAGGCUGGGGCUGUGGCAAACUGGAGACCACUUACCCCAUCUAAAAACAACAGCCACUAUGCACUUCUAGUUCAUUACUAACAUGCAUAUCAUCCAUUAUUGCCAAAAUUUUCGUUUUUCAUGAGAAACCAGAAAUCUGGUUUUAUAUGAAACUAUUUAUAAGCACUAGCAACUGGCUCAAAAUAGUUCUUAAACUAUGAGGGAAUGUCUGUGGGGCAGAUACAGCCAGUGUGCUGUCAAAUUGCAACUUCAAAUCCAGAGGUUCUUGUUUUCUAAUAAUCCCCAUAUUUACAGCAAGUCUAAUGUAUAUUUAAAAUAUUGAUUUGUCAUACUCAAUAUGUAUCAGAAUUAUGAGCAAGUAAGGGUUAACCAUGCAAAAUAAGAGAAUACAAUAGUUUCCAUGAAAAACAUCUAACAUAAUUUGAUCUAGGUGCUAAAUUCAGAAGCACUUCAAAAACAUUAAUUAGUUUCCUAUAAAAUUAAAGUAUUUCUAACUUUUCUAGAUAUAAAUGUUAAAUGGAGAGCCUGGUAAUGGGCAGUAAAAUCAUGAAAAAUAAAAACAAACUAUUCAUGUCAUGCACUAUCUGCUAGAACAAUGACUAAUUUCUCAUCACAGAGCUUUGUGUAAACAUGGCAAGGGGACCCUCGCUUCAGAUUUGGUCUCCUUCCUUGGUUUAGGGAAGAAGAGUGACAACUUCUCUGCUAAUAAAGAACAAAAUUACCUUCCAAAGCAAUUUUGGACCAAUGCCCACCUCUCUAAUUUUUUAGCUAUAUGAAACAUCUCCAUUUAUUUUUGUUAAUUUACUUACAGCAUCACUGACUAUAUUCCAAGGGAUUUUCAUAGGAGAACUUAAAGAGUUUACAAUGCAAUAGCAAGUGUCCUUUGCAAUCAAGUGUUACAGUAGGACAAAGGGCUAAUAUCUCAAGUAAUUCCAAAUAACUCUUACAAGCCAAUAAGAGAACAAUAAGUCAAUUUUUUUUAAAAAACAGGCAAAGAAUAUGAACUGGCAAGUCACAGAAGUAUACAAUAAUAAACGAAGAUAUGAAAAGACAUUCAACCUAUUAAAGAAAUAAAAAUUAAAGGGACCCUUAGCUACCAUUUUCAGAUUGAAAAAAUUAAAGUGAUUGAUACUAUUAGGUUGACAGGGGUAUAGAGAAAUGUGCACUCUCAUGCAUUACUGGUGAAUCUAUAAAUUGGUACAAUGAUUUAGAGGGCAAUUUGGAAACAUCUAUUAACACUUUUAAAUGUAUAUAUCCUUUGACCCUGGGAUUCUACUGCUAGAAAUUUCUAUUACUGGGGGAAAAAAAUUCCAAGGUGUGCAAAGAUGUAUGAACAAGGAUGCUCAUUACAGCACCAUUUGUUAUAGUAAAACAACUGAAAACAACCCUAAGGAAUUGAUUAAAUUAAUGCUAUCACCAGACAAAAACUGCUAUCCAGCCUUUAAAAAGAAUACAGAAAGAUAUCGAUGAUACACUGAUAGGUGUAAAAAGCAAGUCGCAAAGCAACAUGGAUACGAUCCCACUUCUGUCAAAACAAUUUUUAAAUAAGUUAAACAGAAUAUUGCAUAACCAUAAGCAAACAAAGGUAAGAAUUUACAACAAACUUAGCAGUCAUUGGAUUAUGAAUAAUUUUGUUUUCUACAUUAAGCAUUAAUACUUUUACAUUAUUACAAUAUAAUAUUUUGCUUUCCAGUAAAAAUAUAUUUUAUAAAACAACCACAACAAAUACACUAGUAGGCUGAAAGAAUAACUCUUUGUAAUGAACCAAAUAAGUGGUUGUAGAAAGGGUUAAAUUAGGAAUUCACACAGAUCAAGGACCAUGUCAUCCCACUCAUAUGCAUUUUUACUUUACAGACAUAGCUACAAAAGCAGAGAGGACAUAACAGCAAGUGCAAAAAAAAGAUGCUGAUGCAUUUUUUUUCCCUUGUAAAUAAAAAUGCUCUCAACUAAAUUCUAGCUCAAACAAUAGUGCAGGAUCAAGCCAAAAGCUUUCCCAGAAUGAGUCAACACCUCAUUGGUGUUGACAGGGUGGUACUACAUAGAAUUGAAUGCAAUGCAAGGGGGUAGGGGAUCAAAGGAUCCUCUGCCAGUGUUCUCUUGCUUGGGAUCCCAAGUUGGGGUGUCCACAGAUUGGCACAGACUCUAGAUGUCCUGAGAACUAUGCCUCGAGAGAAGGUGGAUCCACAUAUUGUAGGACCUAAAGCUUAAAGCUUUGACGUGUUCUUGAUGUCCUGUCCUAAUGAGCGGGCACAGGAGUCUGUAGGAAUACUCCUGGAAGCUAUUGCUAGCUCAGGACAGCAGCAACUCAACUGUAUACAGAAGAGACCAUGAACAAUGUAAGUAUGUCCGUCCAACCCAAAAGUAUCCCCAACUCCACUUCUCUUUAGCUGGAUCCAAAGAUGCCCAUGGCCACUCCAGGAGCACCUGACAUCAAUGGAAGUUGGAGUAGAAAGAGAGUGGUCUUAACCAACGAUCUCAUUGUAGUUAAAAUGUCUUCUGCAAAUUUUACGACGAUCUUGUAAACACACUGCCAAGGCUCAGGUAAGUAGGGGACCCUGGAGCUCAAGGGCCAUCAUUUGACACUACAUUCACCUCUGCUCGGGGGACCAGUGGAGCACUGGGUCUCCCUUGCUUUGCAUUUAUUUUGCAAUGGAUCCAUAAAGGUGACAAAGAUGAACAAUCCUCAUAGAGCAGCUCAACAUACAUGCACUUUAUUCUUUACCAAAACCAACACUUAAUCCUUUGGGAAAUGUCAAACUUCUCUCCCCACCAAUACAGGAGAAUGCUUGAGCAUCACAGAAUCUGCAGUCCAGAUGCAUCGGCAAACUUGAGGCAGAUGUUAAAAUAUCUCAGACUCCACUUUAGGGACAAACCCCAUCUAAACAGGCUUGGAAAUCCAAGGACCCUGCUGACACCAUGUUUCCUGCCAUUUCCUCCCUCUUAUCAAAAACCUGCUGUUAGGGAGAAAAAAAUAUAUAAAAUUAUUUACACUGAGGACUAAAUGGGAAUGUUCAAAGUACCCUACUUCCCCACUGAAGAUGAAAGACACAUCCCUCACCUUAUGUUUCACAGGUAACUGCCUUCUCAGCCCCAUUGUGAGGUAGACACGCUCACCACCUGAUAGCCAGGAGAGCAAUAGGCCCAAGGUCCCAGAAAUAGCAUCCCCAGAAUGCUCUGCACACCAGCAGCUCCCCCCUCUUCUACAGAAACUUACUAAACACCUGUCCACUUCUAUUAGUGUCAUUCAUAAUAGCAGCAAGUAGCAUCCAAAACACCAAGAAGGAAAAACUUGCUCUACACUAUAUAUACACACACAUACAUAUUGGUGUUUUUACCUGAUGAAAUGGGUCUCCACACUUUUGUGAGAUAUUACUUUUUAUAUAUUUGCAGCCUCCAUUCAUUCAUUUGCUAGGCACUGAGGAUACAACAUUAAGCAAACUAAAUAUGGGCCCUCCCCUUAGGGAUCUUACAGUCUAGUAGAAAAGACCAACAAUUAAACUUGCAAAUACCUGGGCAAGUGAAGGGUGUGAUGGGAGCACCUGGGAGAGGCAUUUAGCAUAAACAUGGGGAAUCAGGCAGAGGGAUCUUCCAGAAGAAGGGAUAUCUAGAUUGAGACCUCUAAAGUAUAAGUAAAUAUUAACCAAGGGAAAGGGGCUUGAUUGGCAGAGGUGGGGGCUCAGGGAGAUGGCACAGCCUAAGCAAAGGCCUGGAGGCCAAGAGAAUGGGACUCAUGCCAGGAACACAUGUAAGAAGUUCAAUGGGUUAGAACCUAAAGUGUGUGUGGUGGAGGUGAGGGAGGGGGCUUGAGGGAGGUGAGCAGGAAAGAGAACACGAAGUUGGAGGGAGUGGGUAUCUGAUCACAAAGGGCCUUGUUACUCCUCUUGAGGAGCAUGGACUUUAUCUUUAGGGCCCACAGUAGCAUUUGAAGGAUUUUAUUUAUCUAUUUUUUUAAAGAUUGACCCUGAGCUAACAUCUGUUGCCAACCUUUUUUUCUUUUUUUCUUCUUCUCCCCAAAGCCC
Messenger RNA from Equus quagga, 5508 nucleotides. It is a transcript of the gene FAM81B, whose product is annotated as family with sequence similarity 81 member B. The transcript has 9 exons. The record is from RefSeq and is a predicted model, not a curated record. Bases 85 to 1194 code for a protein of 369 amino acids. NCBI's taxonomy places the organism in Eukaryota, Metazoa, Chordata, Mammalia, Perissodactyla, Equidae.